AUGGCCAGCAUAUCCUCGGGUCUUGCGGUUAUCUACCCUGCGGAUGAUGGAGGCGGCAAGCUCGGAAACACAACACCAUUGCGACGAGGACCUCCCGACGAUAAUCGCCACCAAAGCCCAUCGCCAUCGCAAUACCAGGAGCCGCCCGUCUCUUUUGACCACAACCAUUCAAUCCAAGAUGAACAUCUUAGCACCGUCCCCGAUUCCGACCCGCCACUCCCCGACACCCCCGGCACCUUGGUCCCAAAGCUCUCGGGAACAAGCAUAACCCUCACAAUGACAUCCCUCUGCCUCUCAGCAACCCUCUCCGCCCUUGAUAUGACAAUCGUCACCACCGCCGUCCCCAACAUCGUCGCCUCCCUAAACUCUGUCGCCGGCUACAUCUGGGUCGGCUCCGCCUUCAUCCUCGGCUUCACGGCCGUCACUCCCGUCUGGGGCUCCGUCGCGGACCUCUGGGGCCGGAAACCCAUCAUUCUACUGGCCCUGACGAUUUUCUUGUCGGGAAGCCUGCUGUGCGCGCUGGCGCCGAAUAUGGAUGCCCUCAUUGCCGGUCGUGCGGUCCAGGGUGUGGGUGCGUCGGGGAUGGGCGUCAUGGUGAAUACCAUCAUCUGCGACUUAUUUUCGCUGAGGGAUAGAGGGUUAUAUCUUGCCGUCACGUCUGUUAUUUGGGCCGUUGGGAGCGCGGUUGGGCCGGUGCUUGGGGGUGUCUUUACUACCCGGCUGAACUGGAGAUGGUGUUUCUGGAUCAAUUUGCCUAUCGGCGGAGUAGUCUUCAUCGUCCUCAUCUUCUUCCUCGACCUCCCUUCACCCAAUACCCCAGUUCUAGCAGGCCUCAAAGCCAUAGACUGGACAGGAAGCGCACUCUGCAUGGGCGGAGCCCUAAUGGUCCUCCUCGCCCUCGACUUCGGCGACGUCGUACACCCCUGGUCCUCCGCCACAGUGAUCUGUCUCAUCGUCUUCGGCGCUGUUGCCGUCGGCAUCUUUCUCGUAAAUGAAUGGAAAUUCGCCGCCAACCCCGUUCUGCCCCUUCGACUGCUCUCAAGCUGGUCGAAAGCGGCGGCCUAUAGCGUCUUCGCGUUUAACGCGUACGUCUUUAUCGGCAUCACGUAUUACCUACCGCUCUACUCCCAAGCCGUGCUGGGCGCCAACGCCCUGACGUCCGGGCUGUAUAUGCUGCCUCUGAUCGUGUCUUGCUCGUUGUCUGCGGCGUGUGCUGGUGUGUUUAUUCAGCGGACGGGGCGCUAUCGAGUUCUUAUGCAUGCGGCGCAGGUACUUCUGAUUCUCGGUACGGGUUUACUCAUCAACCUCGAAUUUGAGAAGAACCUAGUGAAGCUGUUUACUUUUCAGAUCCUCACCGGUAUCGGCGUGGGGUUGAACAUCGAAGCACCGGUGCUGGCGGCGCAGGCUGCGACUACCGUCCGUGAUACCGCUGCUGUGGUGGCUACUAUGGGCUUCUUGCGGUCUAUUGCGACGGCCAUUUCUGUAGUUGUUGGUGGGGUUGUCUUCCAGAACCAGAUGAAAGCCGAGAACCCGGGCUUGGCUGAGGUCAUUGGUGAUGAGCUGGCCGGUCAGUUCGAUGGAGAGAAUGCAUCGGCCCAUGUCGAGGAUAUUGGUUUGCUUUCCGCCGAUCAGCAGGUUCCUGUGCGGCAGGCUUACUUCAGAGCGCUCAAGACAGUUUGGAUCAUGUAUGUCGCAUUUUCGGGCCUCGCGUUGGUCCUCAACAUCUUUGUAUCAGAACACCAUCUGAGUGACGAGAGAAAAGCGGCCGUUCUCGGCAUUGAUCGAGGAAACCCUGGCUUGUUAGAUCAGCCAGCCCAAGGAGAAGAGAUACCGCUCGAGACGACUGGCAGACAGCAAGACAAUGUCCCACAACUGAGAAACCGGGCAGCGUGA
Molecule: messenger RNA, 1893 nt
Organism: Colletotrichum godetiae
Lineage: Eukaryota; Fungi; Ascomycota; Sordariomycetes; Glomerellales; Glomerellaceae
Product: putative MFS transporter
Exons: 4
Coding region: 1-1893 (630 amino acids)
Biological process (GO): transmembrane transport
Cellular component (GO): plasma membrane
Molecular function (GO): transmembrane transporter activity
Source: RefSeq, a predicted model, not a curated record